Adineta steineri is the source of this 1473-nucleotide messenger RNA. The record is from the annotation of a GenBank genome assembly. NCBI's taxonomy places the organism in Eukaryota, Metazoa, Rotifera, Eurotatoria, Adinetida, Adinetidae.
AUGGAAGUGAUCAUAUCACAAGCAGAUGUAGUUUCAAAAAAAGCAAAAUUUGCUUAUAGUGUUGGUCAUGUUCUAAAUGACCUUUGUGCAUCUAUGUGGUUCUCCUAUUUAAUUGUAUUUUAUCAUCGUGUUGUAAAUUUUUCAAAUGCAUCUGCUGGUUAUUUACUUUUAAUUGGUCAAAUUGCUGAUGCUAUAUCAACAACAUUUGUUGGUUUUGAAUCUGAUCGUACACGUACUGGUUUAUUUAAUUAUGGAAGACGAAAAACUUGGCAUCUUAUGGGUGUUAUUUGUGUACUUUUAUCAUUUCCAUUUUGUUUUAAUUUAUGUGUUAAAUGUGAACAUAGUGAUUUAUGGGCACAAUUUAUUUAUUAUACAAUGUUUAUUAUUAUUUUUCAAUUUGGUUGGUCAUGUUCACAAAUUACACAUUUAGCAAUGAUUAAUGAAUUAACACAUAAAGAUGAUGAACGUGUUGCUCUUAAUUCAUAUCGUUAUGCUUGGACAGUUAUAUCAAAUAUAUUUGUUUAUGCAAUUGCUAGUAUUUUAUUAGGUUUUCAUUCCACUACCGAUGAAACAGAUAUAACAUCUGCUGAUGCAUAUAUAUUUCGUACAUUAACAUUUAUUGUUAUUAUUGUUGGUGCUAUUUGUAUGCUUAUAUUUCAUAUUGGUUUACAUGAAUCUACACAACCAGCAGAAGAUAGUGAACAACGUUUACAAUUAUCAUUAACAUCUAGCGGAAGAUUAAAACGAAUGACAUGGAGAAGAUUUUUACGUGAAAAAGAAUUUUAUCAAUGUGCAUUUAUUUGGAUGUGUGCAAGAGUUAUUCUUAAUGUUACACAGGUUUUUCUACCUUUGUAUAUAAUUGAUACAAUCUCAACAAUAAAUCGUGUAUUUGUUGCUAUUGCUCCAUUAUGUUCUUAUGUUAGUGGUUUACUUGCUUCAUUUCCUAUGCGUGCAAUAAAUAAACGAUUAGGUCGAAAAGCAACUAUAAUACUUGGUUUAUUUUUUACAUUAUCUAGUACAGUUCUAUUCUGGUUUAUUAGUGAUCUGAAAGAUAAUCUACAUAUUAAAAUCGCAUUAAUAUCAGCUUGUAUUUUACUUGGUAUUGGUACAUCAACAACAAAUAUUUGUUCAUUUUCAUUAACAUCUGAUUUAAUUGGUUUAAAUACAGAAUGUGGUGCAUUCGUCUAUGGAAUAAUGUCAUUUACAGAUAAACUUGCUAAUGGUAUAGUUAUUGCUAUUAUCCAACAAUUUAAUCCAUGUACAUUAGCUUCAACAACUAUAUGUGCAUCAUAUUAUAGAUAUAUAUUAACAUUUAUACCAAUUGGUGUUGCAAUUUUAACAAUUCUAAUGACAUUAACAUUGUGGAAAACAAAUAUAGGUGGAAAUCGUCAUGAAUUGGAAGAUGAUGAACAAAAUAAUAUCGAUACAACAAAUGAAAAUGAACAUGAUGAACGGACACCAUUAAUAACUUGA